AUGCAUCCUUUAGUUGCGUCUCUUUUUUUAGCUUUCUGGUUUGGAGGAUCCCUAUCCCAUGGUCAGCUGACUCCGACAUUUUACGACCAAACAUGCCCGAAUGUGAGCAGCAUCGUUCGCGGGGUCCUAAUUCAGGCUUCGCAGACAGAUCCUAGGAUUGCAGCCAGCCUCACUCGACUUCACUUCCAUGAUUGUUUUGUUAAUGGUUGUGAUGGAUCAAUUCUUUUGGACAACACUGCUACUAUACUCAGUGAGAAAGAAGCUGCUCCAAAUAAUAAUUCCGCAAGGGGUUUUGAAGUUGUUGAUAACAUGAAGGCUGCAGUGGAGAAUGCUUGUCCCGGCGUCGUGUCCUGUGCCGAUAUUCUCACCAUUGCAGCUGAAGGAUCUGUUUCGUUGGCAGGAGGACCCUCAUGGACAGUUCCAUUGGGAAGAAGAGACAGCUUGAUCGCAAACAGAAGCGGUGCUAAUUCUGACAUUCCGGCUCCAUCUGAGAGCCUUAAUGUUCUCAAAUCCAAGUUUGCAGCCGUAGGCCUCAACACCAGUAGUGACCUGGUUGCCCUUUCAGGUGCUCAUACAUUUGGCAGGUCUCAAUGUUCAAAUUUCAUUAGUAGACUGUAUAAUUUUAGUGGCAGCGGCAGUCCUGAUCCAACAUUGAACACAACUUAUUUAGCAACACUUCAACAAUUAUGUCCUCAAGGGGGAAAUGGGAGUGUUCUGGCAAAUCUUGAUCUCACGACACCAGAUACUUUUGAUCGUAACUAUUUCUCAAAUCUUCAAACCAAUGAAGGCCUAUUUCAGAGCGAUCAAGAGUUGUUUUCUACCGCCGGGGCCGAUACCAUAGGCAUCGUCAACAAUUUUAGCGGUAAUCAAACUGCAUUUUUUGAAAGCUUUGUGGUGUCCAUGAUUAGAAUGGGGAAUAUCAGGCCAUUAACAGGUACAGAUGGAGAGAUCAGAUUGAAUUGCCGAAGAGUCAACGAUAACUCAACCGGAUCAAAUGAUCUUCUGAAUCCUUUGUCAGCAUCAAUCAUCAAAUCACUUUUGCAUGUGAAACUAGUGGGCAUAUAUUAUCACUCAGAUUUUAUUGCUCUAAAUGAGUAG
This is a messenger RNA of Dovyalis caffra, 1098 nucleotides long. The record is from the annotation of a GenBank genome assembly. Lineage: Eukaryota; Viridiplantae; Streptophyta; Magnoliopsida; Malpighiales; Salicaceae.